This is a messenger RNA of Babesia microti strain RI, 279 nucleotides long. RefSeq names its product Cytochrome b5. Gene Ontology annotation, molecular function: heme binding. The transcript has 2 exons. The record is from RefSeq and is a predicted model, not a curated record. Gene Ontology annotation, cellular component: membrane; intracellular membrane-bounded organelle. NCBI's taxonomy places the organism in Eukaryota, Apicomplexa, Aconoidasida, Piroplasmida, Babesiidae. The coding region runs from base 1 to 279 and encodes 92 amino acids.
AUGGAUAAACAUGACAUUGGUCACUUAAAAAUUAUUACUGCAGAUGAGCUAGAGGCCAAUGAUGGGACCGAUGGCAACCGUUUGUGGAUUUGCAUUAAGAACAUAGUGUAUGACGUUACUGACUUCCAUGAACACCCAGGCGGAAUGGAAGAGUUUAUUAAUGUGGGAGGUAAAGAUGCAACGGAAAAUUUUGAGGAGGUGGGUCACUCGGCAACAGCAGUCGACUUGAUGUCAGAAUAUGUAGUGGGCAGACUGGCCAUAGAAAAUGAUAAAAAUUAA